AUGGAGGCCCCUCGAGCGUCCCGUUUCCUGGACCCCACGUCCGCUAUGGCCGCCAUCACGAAGCAUAAAGCAGAAGCCAUCAAGCUAGCUCGUGAGCAAGGCACUGCGGUUCGUGAGAUGUGUCGCAGAGCAAAAACAGAACCACCGGCAUACGAAUUUGAAGAACUCAUCGGGAAGGGUGCCUAUGGUCGCGUGUACAAAGGCCACCAACUCCCAUCUCGAGAUGUUGUCGCUAUCAAGGUUCUUGAUAUCGACUCAUUAGAUUACAAGUCGAUGCGCGACUUUAAGGAUGAAUCUAUCAAGGAUUUUAUUCACGAAACGAAGGUUAUGAAACAAGUCAAAGACUCCGGAGCGAAGAAUAUCAACGAAAUUAUCGAGGCCGUUUCCAUUCAUUCGCAGCUCUGGUUGGUUUGCGAAUACUGCCCUGGUGGUAGUGUUAGAACUCUAAUGCGAGCAACUGGUGAUAGACUAGAGGAGAAAUUUGCCAUUCCGGUAGCCCGCGAGCUGGCUGCUGGAUUGCGCGCUAUACAUGAUGCGGGCAUCAUUCAUCGAGAUAUUAAAGCUGCCAACGUUCUUAUCCACGAAGAGGGCAGGCUACAGAUAUGUGACUUCGGCGUUGCCGGUGUUCUCCAGUCCCAUAUGGAUAAACGAUCAACCUGGAUUGGCACCCCCCACUGGAUGCCACCAGAAAUGUUCAGUGCUGGCCAAGGGCAUCAGUACAGUAGCGAGAUUGAUGUCUGGGCAUAUGGGUGUACACUUUUCGAAGUCGCCACAGGAAACCCACCGAAUGCGAACUUACGAGAGAGAAUGCAGAUCGGCAGGCAGUUGAAUAGGAAGACACCGAAACUGGCAGACAGUGAUAAGUACAGUGAAGGGUUGAGGGAUCUGGUGACAUUCGCAUUAAAUUCCGACCCACUCACUCGGCCGACCAUGGCGGACAUCCUGCAACAUCAAUACAUUGCGAACACCGAGGAAGAGUACCCAACAUCAUCCCUAAGUGAGCUUGUCCGUAUCUACUAUCAAUGGUCCCAGCGCGGCGGUCAGCGUAUUUCGUUAUUCCAUCCUGGGGGUGCGGCAGCGGCAGAAGUUCCAGACACCGAGUCGGACAUAGAUGAGGACUGGAACUUUAGUACAACAGAUGACUUUGAGCGAAGAUUCUCCGUUAUCGAUCUUGAUCAGCUGGCUGCUUCAUUGGCACAAAUGGAACAAGAAAUUAAGGCCGCGGCGAACAAAUCCCAGCAAGAACCAACGGACGAGCCGACGGAUACUGAGAUGACGGAGCAGAAUAAGGCUAAUUUUGACGAACGAGUUCGCCGAGGUGCUGCAGCAAUGGAAGGCCUUUUCGACGAGGAAAAGCCGAGCUACACAUAUGAAACGAAAAACGACUUCGUACCAAUUGAGGAGAAAGCUCCUGUGUCUGAUCUGCCGCUCCGUACCGACACAGACCGGUCAUCUGUCACAUCGACAUUCAUCGACAUCGACAUUGGGUCGUUUGAUUCAUCCCAUUAUGCCGCUGGUGCCACGACAGCCCAACCAUUCCAACUCGCGGAUGCCGACACCAUCCGUGCCAACAGAUCCAGCGGGCGUCAAAACCGCGGCUCCAAUGAGGGCCGAUCGCGCUCAUCCAGUAGUGAAUUGAGCAAUAACCAGGAUUCGCAAGAGGAUUUCCAGCCCCGAACUGGCCCACGUCCACCUACCAUGGACUGGAAAUUCCCAAUGUUCAUGCAGACUCCCACAGAAGAGUCUGAGCCCGAGCCUGAAACUGACUCGGGGGCGGAGGCUGAAUCUGAAUCCGAAGUUGAUAAUGCCCAGAAUACAGAAGCACCUGUGAUUGACCCCGCCGAAAAGCGAGCUACAAUGGAGUGGACGUUCCCCGUUAUGACCUCGUCAACGGAUGAUGAAGCAGCCAGCGAGUCUAGCUAUGUGGAAGAAUCUAGUCGUACGGAUACACUCAAGGCCAGCACUACGAUGCCCGAGCCUGCGGAUAUUUCGCGACCUUCAACAUCUGCCUCUGUCCAGUCCAACAUAUCUACAAGCUCCGAUACUGACUAUGACCCAUUCCGAUUCGACCGCCCUUCCACCCCUCCGGAUGGUGUACCGUCACGGCAGCAGCACUUUGCUGAUCACGAGUAUCCCGAGCUACUAACAUCAGUCGACUACCCUUCUUACUCACGAUCCUCGGUAUUAGAAGGCCCAGGGCCAGACGAGGAAGAAGACACCACGCCAGUUUGGCAGAACAGUAUCCAGACCACAGGGCCACCUCCCCCAUACGACGAACCCUUUCCCACCGCUAUCCCGCACAAAGACAUGGACGUAAAGCAUCCCUUCCCCACCAUUCUUGACCAGCCUGAGCCCCUACAUACAGCACGAUACAAGCCUCCCGUGUCCGCUGCUGAAGGAAUCGAGCAAACAAUCAAGUUCCCUGAAAUCAUCCCGCCACGCCUUGAAGUUCUAAUGGAUGGCGCCGGGGAAGGCGCUGUAACAGCUGAAUUGGAUCGACUACUAGGUGAUUUCCUGGAUGCGCUCUCUGCAACUGGCGAAGCGUUGUCGAGGGCAAAGGUCAGUUCGGGACCGGGAUCAGGAUGGAAAGAUGAUAGCUCGACGACGCCUGAGAGGUCGGAUUGA
Aspergillus puulaauensis is the source of this 2625-nucleotide messenger RNA. RefSeq names its product putative serine/threonine protein kinase. Lineage: Eukaryota; Fungi; Ascomycota; Eurotiomycetes; Eurotiales; Aspergillaceae. The record is from RefSeq and is a predicted model, not a curated record. Bases 1 to 2625 code for a protein of 874 amino acids. Gene Ontology annotation, biological process: protein phosphorylation. The transcript has 4 exons. Gene Ontology annotation, molecular function: ATP binding; protein kinase activity.